AUGGGUACUGUCCAGAUCCAUUAUGAGAUUCCAGACGUCUUGUUAAACAACAAAGACUAUGUGAGUAGCAAGGAUAAGGACUCCGUGUAUACCUUUUUCAGUACCGUCACCUGCAGCAAUGCUGACACCUAUGAAUGGGCACAAAAGCGGCGGGGCAGCGAUAGCGCCUUUAUGGCCAGGUUGCCCACUGACAGCUUAGCCCCAUGCGGGUUGGUGAACAUCGCGCUGUUCACGGACUCCUAUCUCUUCGAGCGCGAUCUGGGCGCCUCUUGGGAGGCCGUGACCAUCGACGAAAGUCGCGUGGCACUUCCGGCGGACGAUGAGAGCUUCAACAAGGUCACUCAGGACAAUGGCACUAUUUACUUGCAGAAUUCUCGCGCAAGCUGGUUGACUCCAGACAUACUCGAGCACUGGAAGGUGUGGCAACGUACCCCACCUGGGCAGACCGUGCGCAACCUUUGGGGCUAUGUCGAAGGAGGCCUUGAGCUGGGCACCUACAGGAUAAACUUCACGGAGAACAGUGCCAUUUGGGAAGAGUGGGGUGCGCCGGAGAAGCGGCUCAUCAUCACAGGCAACCCAUCAUGGCUGGGCAACCCAGGCGCCAUGCAGGCGGUUGCAGGCUGCAUGUUCUUCCUGGGCGGACUGGAGUUCGUGUUGUUCUUUGCCUUUCUCGUCAUGAUCUUCGGCUGGCAGUCUGUGCCAACCGGUGCUGGGGAUCCAGUAGACAUCGAGCCAAUGGAGGCGGAACCCACCGCCCGGGUGUCGGUCGCUGCGGCGGCACGGCAGGCCACACCGCCGGUGCCGUGCCCUCCAGCGGCAAGGCGCAACGGUUCCCUGCUCCUCUGGACCGUCGACUCUGGAGCGCGAAGCACCGCAGGGAGCGGUCCACGUGGUCCUCCUCGUCCGCCAGAGGUCCCGCAGUCGGGAAUCGCGGGUGCCCGUUUCGCGGAGUGGCUUGUGGGCAACGAGGUGCCGCGCGUGGACUGCGCGGACGAGGCGGGCUUUCAAAACGCCUUGGCCUUGGUCGCGCAGCGUGUUCCAGUGGUGAUGUUGAACCUGAACGUCAUGCCGGCCACGCAGAAGUGGGACGUGGAGUACUUGCGUUCCCACUGCAACGAAUGGCCUGGCAUGAACGUCUUGCGAUCUGACCGUUCCCAGAAUCGCUACCUGUACUACGUCCCGGAGCAAGCUGACCGCGACAUGUCGGCCUUCCGCGAUGCUCCACGUCGCGCGAGCGCUGACUUACGCUUCUCCUUUGAGGGAUUCUUGGAGAGGAGCAAGCAGGACCCCAGUGGCUGCUAUUAUUUGCAAGCGCCACUGGUGUUGCGUCAGCCCGCCUCGGCGACGGCUGAGACCUGGAAGCUCCAGGAGACCUGGAGUCCAGGCCUUACCCCCGAACUGCGCAAGGAUUGUGAGUCCCGAGUGAACUGGCAACGCUUGGAAGCUCUUCAGGCGGCGGGCGGCUUUGGGGAGUGGUCGCGGUCCCAGCUCUUCGUGGGCCCCAGCGAAAGCACGGGACGCCUGGGAGUCGAGUCGGGAGUCGUCGGCCUGGUGAACAUCGAGUGA
Molecule: messenger RNA, 1566 nt
Organism: Durusdinium trenchii
Lineage: Eukaryota; Dinophyceae; Suessiales; Symbiodiniaceae
Source: the annotation of a GenBank genome assembly